Messenger RNA from Cynocephalus volans (Philippine flying lemur), 3255 nucleotides. It is a transcript of the gene ZNF674, whose product is annotated as zinc finger protein 674. Gene Ontology annotation, molecular function: DNA-binding transcription repressor activity, RNA polymerase II-specific. The transcript is spliced from 6 exons. Bases 152 to 1936 code for a protein of 594 amino acids. Lineage: Eukaryota; Metazoa; Chordata; Mammalia; Dermoptera; Cynocephalidae. Gene Ontology annotation, biological process: negative regulation of transcription by RNA polymerase II. The record is from RefSeq and is a predicted model, not a curated record.
UAGUAGAUGCCAGGCCGUUGCCAGUGUUUCUCAUCAGCUUUCACAGGGGCGCUGAGAGAGUCAGAGCGCAUAACUGACACCGCUGACCACCAACUUCUGACUCCAGCUAAUCUGCACCCGGGCUUCCUCAGCCUACAGAAGACUCAUUUUAAUGCCUCAGGAGGAGUUCUCCCUCCUUUGUCCGGAGCUGAACAGGAUGGCCAUGUCCCAGGAGUCAUUGACCUUCAAGGAUGUGUUUGUGGACUUCACCCUGGAAGAGUGGGAGCAACUGGACUCUGCACAGAAGAACCUCUACAGGGAUGUCAUGCUUGAGAACUACAGCCACCUGGUGUCUGUGGGGUAUCUAAUUGCCAAACCAGAUGUGAUCUUCAGGUUGGGACAAGGAGAAGAGUCCUGGGUGGCAGACAGAGGAAGCCCAAUGCGGAGCUGUCCAGAAGUCGGGCGAGUUGAUGAGCAGAUAAAUAACUACAAGGAAAUCCAAGACAAACCUCUGUGGCAAGAUGAAUUCACAUACAAAGAAACACUGAAGGAUGAAAGUGGUGAAGAAUGCAGACCAUGUAGAAAAAUCAGUUAUUUGAACACAGAUUUUGUUUCUAUAAGACAAAGACUUCCUAAAUAUUACUUAUGGGAAAGGUGUUCAAAACAUAAUUUAAGCUUUCUUAGUGAGAACAGAAGCUAUGUAAGAAAGAAAGAUGGCAGAUGUAAGGCAUAUUGGAAAUUAUGCCUCCAUUCUAAUCUUGAUAAAGCUCAACCUGCAGAGAAAUUCUCUGAACCUAAUCAACGUGAAAAAGCCCCCCACCCUAAGCAAGCCCUUGAUAAAAGUCAGAGAAUUCAAACUGAGGAGAAACUGUAUGAAUGUACUGAAUGCGGAAAAGUGUUUAUCCAGAAAGCAAACCUUGUUGUACAUCAAAGAACUCACACUGGAGAGAAGCCUUAUCAAUGCUGUGAAUGUGCAAAAGCCUUCAGCCAGAAGUCAACUCUGAUAGCACACCAGAGAACUCAUACAGGGGAGAAGCCCUAUGAAUGCAGUGAAUGUGGGAAAACCUUUAUCCAGAAGUCAACUUUAAUUAAACAUCAGCGAACUCAUACAGGAGAGAAACCAUUUGUAUGUGGUGAAUGUUCAAAAGCCUUUAAGAGUUCAUAUCACCUUAUGAGACAUGAAAAAACACAUAUUAGACAAGCAUUUUCUAAAGGUAUCAAAUGUGCUAAAUCCAGCCUUAUACAUCAAAGGACUCAUAUGGGUGAGAAACCUAUGUGCAGUGAACAUGAGAGAGCUUUUGAUGAGAAGCCCACUCCCAUUAAACAUCAGAGAACUCAUACAAAAGAGAAACCUUAUGAGUGCAGUAAAUGUGGGAAAAGAUUCAGAACAAAGUCACAUCUCUCUGUUCAUCAUAGAAUUCAUACAGGUGAGAAACCCUAUGAAUGCAACAUAUGUGGGAAGACUUUCAAUGGAAAGUCACACCUGUCUGUCCAUCAUAGAAUUCAUACAGGAGAGAAACCCUAUGAAUGCAGACGAUGUGGCAAAGCCUUUGGUGAGAAGUCAACCCUUAUUGUACAUCAGAGAACUCAUACAGGAGAGAAACCCUAUAAAUGCAGUGAAUGUGGGAAAGCCUUCAGUGAGAAGUCACCACUGAUUAAACAUCAGAGAAUUCACACAGGAGAGAGACCCUAUGAAUGCAGUGACUGUGGGAAAGCCUUCAGUAGGAAGUCAACUCUCAUUAAACAUCAGAGAAUUCAUACAGGAGAAAAACCCUACCAAUGUAGUGAAUGUGGGAAAGCCUUCAGUGUGAAAUCAGCUCUCAUUGUACAUCACAGAACUCAUACAGGAGAGAAACCUUAUGAAUGCAGAGAUUGUGGUAAAGCCUUCAGUGGGAAGUCAACUCUUAUCAAACAUCAGAGAAAUCAUACAGGAGAUAAAACAUAUGAAGAUACUUGAGAGUGAGAUAAUUUCACUAGGAGCUAUAUAUUAAAAGUAGUUUAUUAUAUAUGAAAAAAUUCAUCCUGAGAUGUAACCUUAUAAAUGUCAAGAAUGUUAGAAUUUCUUUAUAUAUUGUUUACUGUUCAUUUAACUUAAUAAAAGGCACAAAAGUAUAAUUCCAUAUGUACAAUAGAUGUGAUCAAUUUUUCACCCAGAAUUUUUUACCCAUCAGCAAAGAACUGUAUGUCAAAGAAUUCAAAAGGGGCAAAACUAAGCAUACCAAUGUGCAAAAGCUUUCAGAAAGAAGUUAAAUGUCAUUGCCUAUCAGAGGAUUUAUGCUAAGGAAAAACUAAAUUUAAUGUGUGUAGAAACCCAUGUUAGAUAUUAUGAGAGAAUUCAUAUUCCAUAUUUUUUACCAAACAUUUUGUGGUAAAGGUGCAGAGGUGACAAGCACUCACUUAUAAAGUUAAGGUAUGGUCACUGUGGAUCAGAGUAGAGUAUGACAUUUUUGAAAGAAUAGUAUAAGGCAUAAAAUAUUGUAGGUAGGGUAAACUCCCAGGUUAUUUCUUACAUAGACAGAAAAAAUCCUUCCUUAAAUAGGGUGAGAGAGAAUGAGACAUCAGGAUUCCUGAAACAAAGAAACUCAGGAAACUAUACAUAUUAUUCAUCAAUAUCUUCAUUGCAAAAAUGCAGACCCCUUACAGAAAUGGCAUAUAGUAAGCUAUGACACAUGUCCCUUAGGAACAGUGCAUACAACUUAAUAUUUUCUUUUAAGAAAGUAAUAAUUUUAUGGAGGUAGUAAAAGAUUUGACAUUUUCAGAGUAUCUCCCUUAAAAUAGUGAAAAAAAAGAAAAUUGAAUAUCCAAUGACAGGUGAUUGAUUAAAAAUUGAUAUGUCAAUAAGGUAAAAUAACCUGCACCAAUUAAGAAUUUUAGCUGGCCAGUUAGCUCACCUGGUUCAGCAUGGUGCUAAUAACACCAAGGUCAAGGGUUUGGAUCCCUGUGCUGGCUAGCUGCCAAAAAAAAUUUUCUUUUUUCUAAUUUUAUUACCUUAGAGGAUUUUGGAAAAUGUUUAUGGCAAACUAAGUGAAAAAGCAGAUUAUAAAACAUUGCACCAUAUGGUUUACAUUGUAAAAAUAGGAAGGAUAGGCACCAUUAUAUCAGUGAUGGUGGUAGAAAUACAGAAAUCUUAUGAUGAGUAAAAUUAUAUGAACAUAGAUAUGUAUAAAUAUAAACUUUGUAUUAUAUCUAUUUUAUGGGUGUGUGUGUGUAUAGACACAUACAGCAUAGAGCUAGAAAGGAAAUACACCAAAUUAUUAAGAAAAUUAACAUUUGAAU